AUGAACCGGAUAAACUGGACUUUGGAGGAAGAUUUCACUCUGGCUGGAUUGUCAAGUAACCAUAGAAUACAGCACUUCUUGUUUGUCAUAUUCUUAUUCUUAUAUCUUAUGUCAAUCUGUGGAAACCUCACUAUUACUACCACAAUAUGGAUGGAACGUAAGCUCCAUACGCCUAUGUACUUUUUCCUUGGAAAUCUCUCAUUCCUGGACAUCUGCUACUCAUCAGUGACUGUGCCUAAGAUGCUUCUAACCUUAGUGGGUGGGAGCAGUGAAAUCUCAUAUAAAGGAUGCAUGGCUCAACUAUAUUUCUACAUUUCUUGCUGUAGCACAGAGUGCUUGCUCCUUUCUAUCAUGGGCUUUGAUCGAUAUGUUGCCAUAUGCCACCCUAUGCACUAUACUACAAUCAUGAACAAGAGAACAUGCCUCCAAAUGGCAUCAGGCCUUUGGUUAAUUGGGUUUGCCACUUCAAUUAUACACACUGUUUUCACUGCUCGGUUGCCCUACUGUAACUCCCGAAUGAUGUCCCAUUUCUUUUGUGACAUCCCACCUAUGCUGAAGCUUGCAUGUUCUGAUACUUUUCUCAACAAAGUACUUAUCCUCACAGCUGGUGGAUUUCUAGGGCUCAGCUCUUUUGUCUUAACUUUGAUCUCAUACAUCAAAAUUAUCUCUGCUAUCCUUAAAAUGCAUACUAAAGUAGGCAGAAGUAGGGCAUUUUCAACAUGUGCUUCUCAUCUUGUUGUGGUCCUCAUAUUCUUUGGAAGUAUCAGUUUCAUGUACAUGAGGCCAACUUCAAAUUAUUCACUCGAACAAGACCAACUAGUAUCUCUCCUAUAUGCAGUUGUGACCCCUGCCUUAAAUCCUAUCAUUUACACAUUAAGGAAUAAGGAGGUUAAAAAUGCCUUAAAGAAAACAUUCAAUAAACAUGAUCAAGGGCCCCAUGUAAUUGGAGAUAACAUAAAUCCAGAGGAGGAUUAUUAA
Messenger RNA from Spea bombifrons (plains spadefoot toad), 978 nucleotides. Its product is annotated as olfactory receptor 1020-like. The record is from RefSeq and is a predicted model, not a curated record. Lineage: Eukaryota; Metazoa; Chordata; Amphibia; Anura; Pelobatidae. Gene Ontology annotation, biological process: G protein-coupled receptor signaling pathway. Gene Ontology annotation, molecular function: olfactory receptor activity; G protein-coupled receptor activity. The coding region runs from base 1 to 978 and encodes 325 amino acids. The transcript is spliced from 2 exons. Gene Ontology annotation, cellular component: membrane.